This is a messenger RNA of Knipowitschia caucasica, 4125 nucleotides long. The record is from the annotation of a GenBank genome assembly. Lineage: Eukaryota; Metazoa; Chordata; Actinopteri; Gobiiformes; Gobiidae.
AUGGUUAGCAAGACCGAUGACAUCCCGGCGACUGUGCCUGACUGUAAUCCGCUUGAUCUGGUGACUGAAGUUGGGGAUGGAGCCCAGAAUGAAAAAGCAAUCUGCCCUACCUCCAUAAAGGACUCCUGUGCUUGUGAACAUAAAGGAGAUAUUAUGAUGAACGGCAGCAAAAGCAUUCAACAAACUGAGGAUUCUGACGCACAACAGAAUGGAACCGGUGAAGAUUCUAACGAACAGGAAGUCAUUGUGAUUCAAGACACGGGCUUCACUGUCAAAAUCCAAGCACCCGGGACCGAGCCCUUCGAUUUGCAGGUAUCACCGCAGGAAAUGGUGCAGGAGAUUCAUCAAGUGUUAAUGGACAGAGAGGAUACCUGCCAUCGCACAUGUUUCUCACUGCAGCUGGAUGGAAAUGUUUUAGACAACUUUGCAGAGCUUAAGUCAAUUGAAGGGCUACAAGAAGGAUCAGUCCUCAAAGUGGUUGAAGAGCCGUACACUGUUCGUGAAGCUCGCAUACAUGUGCGCCACAUCAGAGACCUCCUUAAGAGCCUUGACCCUUCAGAUGCUUAUAAUGGUGUGGAUUGCAACUCAUUAUCAUUUCUCAGUGUAUUCACUGAUGGCGAUCUUGGAGAGAAUGGUAAAAGGAAGAAAAAGGGGAAUGAACUGGAGCAAAUAGACUGCACUCCUCCAGAGCAUAUUCUUCCUGGCAGCAAGGAGCACCCUUUAGCACCCCUCCAGCCUCAGAACAAGGACUGGAAGCCAAUGCAAUGCCUGAAGGUCUUAACAAUGAGUGGAUGGAAUCCCCCUCCGGGGAACCGGAAGAUGCAUGGUGACCUUAUGUACCUGUAUAUUGUGACUGUGGAGGAGCGCCAUAUUAGCAUCACUGCCUCGACACGUGGCUUUUACCUCAACCAGUCCACUUCGUAUACAUUUAAUCCCAAACCAGCUAAUCCAAGCUUUCUGAGCCAUUCUUUAGUAGAACUGCUGAGCCAGUUAAGUCCAGCAUUCAAGAAGAACUUUACUGCCUUGCAAAAGAAAAGAGUCCAGAGACAUCCAUUUGAGAGGAUCGCCACUCCUUUUCAGGUUUACAGUUGGACAGCUCCACAAGUUGAUCAUGCCAUGGAUUGUGUCCGAGCAGAGGAUGCUUAUACAUCUCGUCUUGGUUAUGAAGAACACAUUCCUGGCCAGACCCGAGACUGGAAUGAGGAGCUACAAACAACCAGAGAGCUACCUCGUAAGAACUUGCCAGAACGACUACUAAGAGAACGUGCUAUUUUCAAGGUACACAGUGAUUUUGCAGCCGCUGCGACUCGUGGUGCCAUGGCUGUGAUUGAUGGAAACGUUAUGGCUAUUAAUCCAGGAGAAGAAACCCGAAUGCAGAUGUUUAUCUGGAACAACAUAUUUUUUAGCUUGGGUUUUGAUGUUAGGGACCAUUAUCGGGAGCUCGGAGGUGAUGCUGCUGCUCAUGCAGCUCCAACCAAUGACUUGAAUGGGGUUCGGGCUUAUGGCGCUGUGGAUGUAGAAGGCUUGUAUACGCUGGGCACAGUAGUUGUAGAUUAUAGAGGAUACCGUGUUACCGCACAGUCAAUAAUCCCAGGCAUUCUGGAACGAGAGCAAGAGCAGAGUGUCAUAUAUGGAUCAAUCGAUUUCGGAAAGACUGUUGUGUCACACAACAAAUAUCUGGAGCUUCUGGACAAGACGAGCCGGCCUCUUAAGGUCCAGAAGCACAAUGUACUAAAUGAAAAGGAUGAAGCUGUGGAACUUUGCUCCUCUGUGGAGUGCAAAGGCAUUAUUGGAAAUGAUGGCCGCCAUUAUAUUCUUGACCUACUCCGUACUUUUCCUCCUGAUCUGAACUUCCUCCCUGUGGAAGGAGUAGAGCUCCCUGCAGAAUGUCUGCGCCAAGGCUUCCCCCGCCCUCAUAGACACCGCUUGGCUUGUUUACGGCAGGAGUUAAUCGAGGCGUUUGUUGAACACAGAUAUCUUCUUUUUAUGAAAAUGGCUGCACUGCAACUCAUGCAGCAAAAGGCAAAUCGGGACACCAAAGCUUGUGCAGCCAUUGCUGAAGGCUCAGAGACCACCACAAUAAAAUUGGACUCUACUCAAACCAUGAACGCUGAUUCCAGUUCAUUUACCGACACGCCAAACACAACCGAUGGCAAAAUCUCAAACUCCACCAAUGAAGGUCCACUUGACACUACCACAGCUACUCAGAAUGGAGCGUGUGAGAGCCCACUCGAGGGCAAGGAUCUGGAAGAUGGUAUUCCAGCACUAGCUCAGGCAAAGGAGAUUGCAGAAACCUUGGUCACCGAAGAUGGAACAGGCAUUGACUCCAAAAGCAGAGAGUUGGUCUUGAAUGCAUGCAAAGCUGUUGGCUCCAUCAGCAGUUCAUCUUUUGAUAUACGCUUCAACCCUGACAUUUUCUCUCCAGGAGUGCGGUUUCCAGAGGACAGCGCUGAUGACAUCCAAAAACAAAAGCAGCUUCUAAAAGAUACUGCUGCUUUCCUGCUGUCUUGUCAGAUCCCAUCACUCGUUAAAGAUUGUUUGGAUCACACUGCGCUGCCUUUGGAUGGAGCCACUCUCACAGAGGCCCUGCACCAGCGGGGCAUUAAUGUUCGCUAUUUGGGCACUGUUCUCGAUUUCAUUGACAAAACGCCUGCCAAAGCACAACUGGAUCAUGUCUAUAGAAUAGGAAUCUGUGAGCUUAUCACCAGAUGUGCAAAACAUGUCUUCAAGAUAUACCUUCAGGGAGUGGAGUUGUCUGCGCUCUCUGCGGCUGUGAGCCAUUUCCUAAAUUGCUUCUUGAGCUCUUUUCAUGAUGCGGUGGCCCAUCUUCCUUCUGAUGAACUGGUGUCACGUCGCAAGAGUCGAAAACGUCGUAACAGAGUCUCUGGCAAUGGGGACACAGCCUGGGCCAGUCUGACUCCCAGUGAGCUUUGGAAGAACAUGAUUUCAGAGGCACAAUCUUACUACCACUUCACCCUAGUUUGUGAAAGCCUUGACCAGGUUGUGGAGAAAUAUGGUCUUCAGAAGAUCACUCUUCUCAGAGAGAUUUCAUUAAAAACUGGAAUUCAGAUCCUGAUAAAAGAAUACAACUUUGACAGCCGUCACAAGCCAGCUUUUACAGAAGAAGACAUCUUGAACAUCUUCCCUGUUGUUAAACAUGUCAACCCUAAAGCCUCAGAUGCCUUUCACUUUUUUCAGAGCGGUCAGGCCAAAGUACAGCAAGGGUUUUUGAAGGAGGGCAGUGAGCUCAUCAAUGAAGCUCUGAACCUUUUCAACAAUGUUUAUGGAGCCAUGCAUGUUGAGAUUUGUGCCUGUCUACGUCUCUUGGCGCGCCUUAAUUAUAUCAUGGGGGACCACGCAGAGGCUCUUAGUAACCAGCAGAAAGCUGUUCUGAUGAGUGAAAGAGUGCUGGGCAUUGAGCACCCAAACACCAUUCAAGAAUAUAUGCACUUGGCCCUCUAUUGCUUUGCGAAUGGACAGCUGUCAACUGCCCUGAAGUUGCUUUACCGCGCUCGUUAUCUCAUGCUGUUAGUGUCUGGAGAGGACCACCCAGAGAUGGCUCUCCUUGAUAGUAACAUUGGUCUGGUUCUACAUGGAGUAAUGGAAUAUGAUUUAUCACUGCGUUUCCUUGAAAAUGCCUUAACAAUCAACACAAAAUAUCAUGGAACCCGAUCCCUAAAAGUGGCUCUAAGUCAUCAUUUGGUGGCUAGAGUCUAUGAAAGCAAAGCAGAAUUUCGCUGUGCUCUUCAACAUGAAAAAGAGGGUUACACGAUCUACAAGAACCAGAUGGGUGAAGUACAUGAAAAAACCAAGGAAAGCUCAGAGUACCUUAAGUACCUUACACAACAAGCUGUAGCAUUACAGAGGACAAUGAACGAAAUAUACAAAAAUGGCUCUAAUGCCAGCAUCAUGCCUCUAAAGUUUACUGCCCCCAGCAUGGCCAGUGUGUUGGAACAGCUCAACAUUAUCAACGGCAUCAUAUUUAUACCUCUCAGUCAAAAGGAUCUGGAGAACUUGAAGGCAGAGGUGCAGAGACGGCAGCAGCUGCAGGAGCUGGGAAAGGCCGAAGACACAGAAGAUAUCCCACUGGAACAAAACGACAAUGACAAAAUACCAAUUGACUAA